GUACACGAAACCACGGGGACAAGAUAACUCUGUAUGUUGUCUGCUAAAAUGAAAGAAGGAAUCUGUCAAAUCUGAAAAUUUUCCUCUUCAUGAAAUGGCUAUGAGUUUACUGCGUAACAAGAUGAGAACAUUUGUGGUUGGCGUUGGCGUGACAAAGUUUGAGAAGCCGAUGACCAAAGCAUGGGACUACCCAGAUAUGGGCAAAGAAGCAGGCGAGGAAGCAUUGAAAGAUGCAGGACUACCCUACAACAAUGUGAAGGCUGUGGUUGCCAGCUACUGUUAUGGAGAACCAACUAGCGGACAGCGAGCUGUGUACAACCUUGGACUCAGUGGGGUCCCAAUCUUUAAUGUCAACAAUAACUGUUCCUCCGGAUCCAGUGCACUGAUGUUGGCUAGGCGUUUGGUCCAAAGUGGGAUGGAGGACUGUGUCAUGGCUCUUGGUUUUGAAAAGAUGGAAAGAGGUCUAUCUGAAAAGUACACAGACCGAACAUCACCAGUCAAGCGUCAUAUGGAUCACAUGGUGAACAUUGGAGCUGAACCAGGUCUCAUCCAGCCACGUCUAAAUCAGAUGACAUCAGAUGUCGUCAAAUUGUAUGCAUAUGCAGCACGAGAAUACCUACAAAAAUAUCCUUAUGCCACUUUAGAUGACAUGGUAGAAAUCUCCUAUAAAAACCAUAAACAGAGCUUGAACAACCCAAAGGCAGCAAUUCAGAGGGUUAUUCCACGCGAUGACAUUAAAACAAAAAUCCCUCUUUGUGACCCAAUCACAUUUUGGAUGUCGGCUCCGACGGCUGACGGCGGAGCAGCUGCCAUUGUUUGUAAUGAGGAUUUUGUGGUGGCCAAUAACCUCCAGCACCAUGCUGUGGAAAUUAUUGCUCAACACAUGGUCACUGACAUGGAUUCAUCCUUUGGGCGGAGCUUCCAGGACCUUUCUGGCUACGGCAUGGCUAAGGAGGCAGCUAAACGCUGUUACCAGGACUCUGGGUUGACACCUGAUGAUGUUGAUGUACUGGAGGUCCAUGACUGUUUCUCUUGCAAUGAACUCUUCAUGUAUGAAGCUCUUCAGUUGGCCCAGGAAGGGAAAGGUGUAGAUCUGAUUCGUAAUGGAAAAUGGUUUAAAAACAAAAAUGGAGGAGAAAUGUGCAAACUUGGUGGAAAGUGGGUUGUGAACCCUUCAGGUGGACUUGAGUCUAAAGGGCAUCCAAUUGGGGCAACAGGUCUGGCACAAUGUGCAGAACUGGUGUCACAGCUGCGAGGGACAGCCAAACUGAAACAAGUUGAUGGGGCAAAGGUUGGACUUCAGCAUAACUUUGGCAUAGGUGGUGCUGCUGUUGUUACUAUGUACCAACGACCUGGACAACUUCAGAAGCAGUCUAAAUUGUGAUUGACUUGUUCUUAGGUUGGAUAAUAUAUAUGAAACAUACUGGUAAUUUGCAAGAUAUUUUGAUUAUUAAGUACUGGUAUACCAGGGAAGUGAUUUUUAGGAAACUAGGUAAACUUAACUGAAUUUUAAUGUAUUACUCCAUCCAUUUCUUCCAAAAUCACAUACCAGGUAUAUGAUGAUCAUUUUCUAGUUGAAAGUGACUAAAACAAAGUAUAAUUUGUAAACUAGUAAUAUCAAUACUAUACACGCUUACUGGCCUUGUAAACUAAUAACUUUAGAGCUGAAUUGAUUCAGGAACUGAUGUAUAUGUGAAGGAUAUUUGUAUUUUACCUGUAUUGAAUUUAAUCUUUUAUUAAGGCCAAAGAGACUUAAAAUAGGAUAAGUUGAGGACAAUCUGAAUAAAAUCAGCUGUUACAUGGCUAUGUUUACUACGCCUGUUUAGAGUUUUGUCUAUUAAGUAUAUAACACUUACGAUUAACCGAUUAUGUUGAUCAUAAUGUCAGGUUUUAAGGAAUGUAUAUUUUUUAACAAAAUGACAAUUAAAAAACAUGUAUAUGAAUGUAAUAGGUAAAUCUCAGUUAACUUUCAUUGACCAGUUUUAGUAACAUUCUGUAUAUGUUGUGAGGUAUGACAAAAUAUAAAGGGAGACAACUUUAUGUCUCCUCAUUAUCAACUUUGCUAGCCGUAAGCCAAGAGUAUCGUGAAAAGGAGAGUAUCGUAUUGAACAUCCUUAGCUAGCGAGGUUGCCUAAGAACUGGCUUCUUCUGUUUUCUUAAAUUAUUUUAUUGAACAAAUUUAAAUCAUAAUGUAUGUGAUACAAAGUUGAUUCUUCUUAUAGUUGUACAUGUGAUAUAACUCCAAGUCCACAAAAAUAACAGAGUUGUCUUGAUUAGCCUACACAAAUCAGGAUGAAUGAUACCUGUACUACACAUUUAUUGUUGGGACCAUAAAACACUCUCAAGGACAAAAUGAAGUGAUUUAUCACUGACUUAGAUUGUAGGCAACUGAUGGUUCUGUAUAGACAUAGAGCAGAUAUUUCGCUCUUAAAGUAGUAAAUUACAUUUGUGAGUGAAUUUUUAGUCACUAAUCCGAUUUAAAUUAUGCAAUUAAGAAAAUAAUUAAUAAAAGGCAAAUGAAUAAUCUGUGGUAAUUCUGUUUUAGUAAAUUGUAUUGGUUGUUAUAUCAUGUUUUGUUGGUUACGGUAAUAUACAUAAAUGUUGUUAUUGUCAAUUCCAAAGGGUCAGUAUCAUACAAAUGUCAAGACAACAUGUAGAGGUCAUUGUCCAACUACAAAUGGUAAUGUUGAUAUGAUCCUAUAUAUAUAUAUAUAUAUAAUAUUCCGGAUACUAAAAGUCAAAUAAAUAUAUUAUAAGUUGAGCAGAUGAUAGACUAUACCCAUCACUUCCUAGUAUAACAAGGACAUCAUGUGUGUUAGAAAUAGUUUGUAUUACGAGUUGCAACUAUAUAUUAGAGUGGCCAGCAAAUUAUUUAUAUUUGAUAUCAAUUUCUUAUAUAUAUAAUUACUUACAAAUUGAUCAACCAAGUACUGAGGUCAGUUUCGUAAGAUAAAUUCUUCAUUUAAUCAUGAUCAGAAACUGAUGAUUUUGAGAUAUUGUGAUGUUGAGUGUUCUGAUUGAGUGUAUUUUGUAUCAGAUCUGAUAGCGAGAGUUUGUGACUUAUAAAUUGCUGAUAAUCUUAAGUUUGAGGAAGCAUUUUUUGUUUGUUUUUUUUAAAUUUUAUAUAUGAUCAUGGUGAUGAAAAUCAAUAAACUUGGAUCACUA
Pecten maximus is the source of this 3165-nucleotide messenger RNA. Its product is annotated as non-specific lipid-transfer protein-like. Gene Ontology annotation, molecular function: acyltransferase activity, transferring groups other than amino-acyl groups. The record is from RefSeq and is a predicted model, not a curated record. NCBI's taxonomy places the organism in Eukaryota, Metazoa, Mollusca, Bivalvia, Pectinida, Pectinidae. The coding region runs from base 95 to 1384 and encodes 429 amino acids. The transcript has 5 exons.